Loxodonta africana (African savanna elephant) is the source of this 4222-nucleotide messenger RNA. RefSeq names its product ZFP90 zinc finger protein (gene ZFP90). Lineage: Eukaryota; Metazoa; Chordata; Mammalia; Proboscidea; Elephantidae. Bases 352 to 2280 code for a protein of 642 amino acids. Gene Ontology annotation, cellular component: nucleus. The record is from RefSeq and is a predicted model, not a curated record. Gene Ontology annotation, molecular function: RNA polymerase II cis-regulatory region sequence-specific DNA binding; DNA-binding transcription activator activity, RNA polymerase II-specific. Gene Ontology annotation, biological process: regulation of transcription by RNA polymerase II. The transcript is spliced from 6 exons.
GCGCACUUCCGGCUCUGCGCCGCGGCUGCGUCCAUUGUCCGGCCCUGGUGUGGCUGAGGCGGUUUCGGAAAACCCGUCCGCUGAUCGGAGUCCGGGAGGACGAAGCCUGGAGCUGGGGAAGGAGAAGCCGGCCCGUGGCCCUUGGGUGGGCCAGAGGGCGAGAAAUCCGGAACCUCCCGGAGGCGGUGAUUCCGAUCCCUGUUCCCGAGUGGGGUCCCGACGAGGCGGGAAUGGCCCGGAGGCCGCCGAAGGCCGCGCUCCAGGUUGUGUUCCCCAAGCACUCUGAUUCAGUUAUAUUCUCCAGCAGUAGCCUGACAGUCCACGUGGAUUACCUAACUCAGACUGUAGGCGAUGAGCAGGCAUGAUGGACAGAACAGAACACUGGCCCUACAAAAGGGAUUUGAAUCAGUGACAUUCAAAGAUGUGGCUGUGGACUUCACCCAGGAAGAAUGGCACCACAUGGACCCUACUCAGAGGAUCUUGUACAGGGAUGUGAUGCUGGAGACCUAUAGCCACCUGGUUUCUCUUGGAUAUCAAGUUUCCAAGCCAGAGGUGAUCUUCAAAUUGGAGCAAGGAGAAGAGCCAUGGAUAUCAGAGGAAGAAAUCCAAAGACCUUUUUGUCCAGACUGGGAGAUCAGGCCUGAAGCCAAAUCAUCAAAGCCGCAGCAGGGCAUAUCUGCAGUCUCCCGUAACACAGAUGAUCUCUCACAUGCCGCACUAGAAGAUGGCUGGGGUGUUAGAAGCCAGUUAGACAGACAGCAGGAAAACUGGAGGAGACGUCUGGGGCCAGAUACAUAUACCCAGAAGAAAACAGUCACACCAGAGGAAAGUUUUGAGCAAAAUAAAUUUGGUGAAAACUCUAGAUUAAGCACAGACCUGGUUACACAACUGAACAUUCCUUCGAGAAUAAGACCUAGCGAAUGUAAUACUCUGGGAAGCAACUUGGGACAUAAUUCAGACUUACUUAAUCAGAAUAAUAUCCUUACAAAAAAGAAACCCUAUAAAUGUAAUAAAUGCAGAAAAGCCUUUAUUCAUAGAUCAUCACUUACGAAACAUGAGAAAACUCAUAAAGGAGAGGCAGCUUCCCCCAACGGUACAGACCAGGGGAUUUAUCCUGGAAAGAAACACCAUGAAUGUACUGACUGUGGAAAAACCUUCCUCUGGAAGACACAGCUUACUGAGCAUCAGCGAAUUCACACUGGGGAGAAGCCCUUUGAAUGUAAUGUAUGUGGAAAGGCCUUCAGGCAUAGCUCAUCCCUUGGUCAGCAUGAGAAUGCUCAUACUGGAGAGAAACCCUAUCAGUGUAGUCUCUGUGGGAAAGCCUUCCAGCGAAGCUCCUCCCUUGUUCAACACCAGAGAAUUCACACUGGAGAGAAACCUUAUCGAUGUAAUUUAUGUGGGAGGUCCUUUAGGCAUGGCACAUCCCUCACACAGCAUGAGGUUACACAUAGUGGGGAGAAACCCUUCCAGUGUAAGGAAUGUGGGAAGGCCUUUAGUCGGUGUUCUUCCCUUGUCCAGCAUGAGAGGACUCAUACUGGAGAGAAACCUUUUGAAUGUAGCAUAUGUGGGAGGGCUUUUGGUCAGAGCCCAUCCCUUUAUAAACAUAUGAGGAUUCAUAAGAGAGGCAAACCUUACCAAAGCAAUAACUAUGGUAUAGAUUUCAACCACAGCUCAUCUCUUACUCAAGAUGAAAGCACUCUCACUCAAGUGAAAUCCUAUCAUUGUAAUGACUGUGGGGAAGAUUUCAGUCACUUUACAGACUUUACUGACCAUCAGAGGAUCCAUACUGGAGAGAACCCCUAUGAUUGUGAGCAGGCCUUUAGUCAACAACCUACUUCUCAACCAGGAGAGAAACCCUAUCAAUGUAACGUUUGUGGGAAAGCUUUCAAAAGGAGUACAAGUUUCAUAGAGCAUCACAGAAUUCAUACAGGAGAGAAACCCUAUGAAUGUAAUGAAUGUGGAGAAGCCUUCAGUCGGCGCUCAUCGCUUACUCAGCAUGAGAGAACUCACACUGGAGAGAAACCCUAUGAAUGUAUUGACUGUGGGAAAGCCUUCAGUCAAAGUUCAUCCCUUAUUCAGCAUGAGAGAACUCAUACUGGAGAGAAACCCUAUGAAUGUAAUGAAUGUGGGCGAGCCUUCCGAAAAAAGACCAACCUGCACGAUCAUCAGAGAAUUCAUACUGGAGAAAAGCCCUAUGUUUGUAAGGAAUGUGGGAAAAACUUCAGUCGAAGCUCAGCUCUGACUAAGCAUCAGAGAAUUCAUGCUAGAAAUAAACUCUAGGAACCCUGAAAUUAAGGAAUGGGCAGAAACAUUUGGCUGAAAUACUUUCCUAAUUCAGUAUGAGAGCAUUCUUACUGGAGAGAAAACUUAAGAAUGUAAUGAGUUAUGUGUGUAUUUCUAUGUUGUGUGUGAAGAAAACUGUAUGCCAGUAGACAAUGUUCGUUUUUUAAUAAAAGUCACAUUCUCAGAUUUGAUUACAGAUUUUUGUAAAAACAACUACAGACAUAUAACCAGUUAGAAAUGAUAUGCCUAUAUAUUGGACAUUAUACAGUUUUUGAGUAUAUGUAUGCAGGAGAUUGCCAAUUCUCGACAGCUUAGCUUGUAGCCCUGUUUACAGCCCUUUUAUAAAUAAAAUUCCUGCAGCAAUGACCAAAACUCAUUUUUAAAACUGACAGCUGCAGCUCUUUGACAAAAUUCACCUGGGAAACCAAUUCCACCUUCAGGAAUUCACCAUUCAAGGAAUUAGAUCAACUAGUCCAAUCACUUCCUUGUACAGAUGAAGAAACUGAAAACCAAAGAUGUGAAGUGGUUUGCACAGUGUGAUACAGCUUAUAAUGGCAAAGCUGGGUGGAGAAUGCAGCCUUCCUGGAUCUUUGGUCUCAUGGCCUUGCUGCUGAAAAGGUAUUUUGGAAUUCAGAGUGCUCUAAAGUAAAUUUUAAAAUAAACCAGAUACAUAAACAUUUAAUGAGCACCCAUGGGUUGGACACUUUGUGGAUUAGUAAAAGGUAGCAAGACUUACGCAAAUUUGUUUAAGGCAACUUGUUGGAAACCUGUAAACCAAAAUGGUAGCAGAGACCGUGGACUGUUGAACUACUGGUGACUCCUUUCCUUUUCCCAACUAUCAUAAUUAUACUUUCAGCUAACAUAUGUCAGUUUCAUAAAAUUUUUGUGCUUUUCAUGACUCACUGCCAUGAGAAACCACUGCCCCAAGCUUUCUAUGUCAUAUUGAGAAAACAAAGCUAAGGGAAGAGAGAAUUUUUUUCCCAAGUUAAUUUUAUUUUGGGAAAGUAUAAGCCCAGUUACCUGCUGCCAUAAAUUUUACCUUUGACUCAGUUUGGAAAAACAGAAGGUAUUGGUUAACAUUGUGUGCCAAGGAUAUUACACCAUAAAGAAAUCAACUUUUUUCAGUCCAUGGUGCUUUUCUAUCAGGAAAGCAGUAGUAAAGCUUUAGUGACUCACCCUGGGCCUUAAUGUCCCCUAACAUCUCCCAUGGGUCAUCCUAAAGAAAUUUCUAGAACCUUUGGUGAUUCAUUGGCAUCGACAGCACAGACAGAUUUGGAAGCAGCUAUGGAUGUUGAUCUCUUUUACACAAGAAUCGCUCCUCCCUAAGAUAAGCAAAUUUUCACAGCACUGAUGAUGAAUCAUGGGGAGGGGUGACAUGGGUGGCAUUGAUAUAAACCUUUCCUACUGGAUUUUUUGCAUGCCAGGUAGUGGAAUCCUUGACUCUUCUCUCAUACUGGACAGUAUGAAGCAGUUCCCAAGCAUUCUUCAUUCUUGUUAGGGAAGAUGUGCUUGGGGACUAGAAUGUGGGACGUCUAGCCCAAUGAGUCUGCUGCCUGUGAAGCAUGGCAGAUCUGCCUUCCAAGACAUUAACCACUCAGAAAACUUUGUUUAUGAUGCUCUGUGUUUAGUGCACACAUGAUGCCAAGUCCAUGUUUGUGUUGUCUGAUAGUUUGACUAUGGGUAGUUCUACAGAGAUCCUUCCCUGCUGAUUAACUAGAUUAUGUGUUAGGAACUCACUUCGCUGCAGACUGGGGAUUCCCAUAGUGGACUACUUUCAGGAAUGUCAUGAAUUGUAACCAGUUGAAUGUUGCCCUGCUGUUACAGAAGUUCGUAAAGACCUAGUCCCAGAAGACCCAAAGGAGACCACUGGUUUAUGUAUGGAGCCCGACCUAGAUCCAGCCAAUCUGAGCCUCAUUACAUCUUCAUUGGCAGGGAGGGA